Molecule: messenger RNA, 162 nt
Organism: Entrophospora candida
Lineage: Eukaryota; Fungi; Glomeromycota; Glomeromycetes; Entrophosporales; Entrophosporaceae
Source: the annotation of a GenBank genome assembly
AUCUACAUCUCAUACAGAAAACUGCUGUUUUGCCUAUUCUGGCUAUUUUUGGCCAAUAAUGUUGGCCAAAAAUGGUCAAAUGCCAACAUUGAUUAAAGCAUUUCGAUUGUCUGAAGUCAUCCGACUUGUUCAUCCCUCUUUCACCUGUGGAGAAAUUCCACG